Molecule: messenger RNA, 801 nt
Organism: Hydatigera taeniaeformis
Lineage: Eukaryota; Metazoa; Platyhelminthes; Cestoda; Cyclophyllidea; Taeniidae
Source: the annotation of a GenBank genome assembly
AUGGGCAAAGAAACUUAUAAUAAGACCCAACAGCUGCUGAGACGCUUUGAUCCAAUGGGAAUUAUCGUGCGGGAUAAUUUCGCUCGACAGGACGUUAGACUCGCCAGCUUUGAGGCGGAAAGAGGUGGCAAGUUGCAUCAUGAUCCUAACAAUGUAAUCAUCCAAAAAAACCUGGAAAUUUCGCAGUCUGGGACGCAAACUCCGCAGUUCUCGAAGCCUCCACUUUCCGUUGAACCAACAACGGCGCAGCCCGCUAAAGGACCAAUCACUCAUCGCCCUAUCCUUCCACGCCACAGAUCAAUACUUGAUAUCGUGUUCGAUGCUCUCGUUGGUGACGGGCCCGAUCGUCGCUAUGCUCUGAUCUGCCAGCAAUGUUCUGGUCACAACGGAAUGGCUCUUGCAGAGGAAUUUGAAUACAUAGCCUUCCGAUGCUGCUAUUGUGGAUUCCACAAUCCCGCCCGUCGAACUCGUCGUACACCGUCUGGCGUGCCUCAGAUGGGUCCCUUUCCCUCCAGUCUCGACUCUCCAUCGGCCAUGGCGACGCCACUCGCCUUACCGGCUGUGCGCCGUCCACAGAGUACUUCAGCUCUUAACCUCACCUCCGUUGGUCGUCUCCAGCUUACGCCUAUCUCUGCUUCCACGGAGAAUGUAUUUGCAGAACCGCUCCACUUGCACUCAUCGCAGGGACCGCGGCAGAGCCAACGGUCCCUUAAGGGAUGCUCUGAACCGCGUGUUUCCUCACCUUCCGUGAGGGGUCUUCCCGAGGGGGAGAGGAAAAAAAACUUGAGGAAAGAGGACUGA